UCAGGUGUCGGUCGGCGGCCGGGCCGGCCCUUCGCUCCGAGAGCCCCGGAAGGCGCGCCGCGCUGCGCCGCUUGGAGCUGUCCGGGGCGCGCGGCUGUGGCUGGGCUCCCGGCGGGGCCGCCGCUUCCUUGCACGACGCGCCCCGAACUCCCCCGUCGUCGUUCUCCGUUUCGCUUGGCGGGGAGCCGAUUGGCGCAAAGGCAUUCUGCGUAUGGUCAGAGGCACGCGUUCCUAUGAGGGUUGCCAACUCCAGGGAUUCUGCCAUGGCUCGGCCCCCCGGCUCCGUGCUGCACCUUCUGCUCCUGUCUGUGGCCCUGGCCUGCAGCCCUGCCCAGGGAGGCAUUUCCUGCUACGACGACUCCGGGCAGCCUGUGGACUGGUUUAUUGUCUACAAACUGCCCAAGCCCCAUCACAGCUCCCCGACAGGAGGCAUGCGCUACAUGUACCAAGAUGGGCGCACGCAGGGAUGGGUGCAAGGGAAGAGUCUGAUGAACAGCACAGAGGGAGCCGUGGGUCAGACCCUGCAGCAGUUGUACUCCGAAGCCAUGAGGAGGCGGGAGGAAGAAACGGCUUAUGUCCUAUAUAAUGAUGAGCCUCCAAGAAAUUAUUCUUCCAGCUUCAAAGGGCACACGAAAGGAGUCAUCCUUCUAGAUAGUACCCAGGGAUUCUGGAUGCUCCACAGCACCCCCCAUUUCCCAGAUCUCCAGACGAACUAUAGCUGGCCCAGAAGUGCACUGCCCAAUGGGCAGACGUUCCUGUGUGUGACCUUCCCUUACAGCCGGUUCAAAGAGAUCGGGAGACAGCUGCUCUUCACAGAGCCUUUAGUUUAUGAAUACCAGGUGGAAGGGAACUUUGCUGAAGAUCUGCCUGCCUUGCUGAAUGCUUCCAAGGGGUGCCAUGUCGAGCAAGAGCCCUGGAACUCCAGCGUGGCCCUGACGUCACUUGAGGGCAAGGAAUUUAUCAGCUUUGCCAAGUUUGGCCUCUUUGGUGAUGAUCUGUACUCGGGCUGGUUGGCCGAGGCUCUUGCAAGCAAUCUCUACGUCGAGUUCUGGCACAGAUCCAGAGGGAUCCUGCCUUCCAACUGUUCUGGGCCCUUCCGAGUCUACAAUGUCAAGUCAGUGGCCUUCCAGAAACCAGGGCCCACCUUCUCGACUAUGGUGGACCACUCCAAGUGGUGUGUGGCGCUUGAGAGCGAUCCUGGCUGGGCCUGUGUUGGGGACAUGAACCGCAAUCUUGCAGAGGAACGGCGAGGGGGAGGCACCCUGUGUUGCCGUGACCCAGCCAUCUGGAAGUCCUUCUACUCCUUGGUAGAGGAAUAUGCAGAUUGUAAAAGGGCAGGGGGCCUUCCACUCAAGGGGUAGCGGAUAAUACAGCGGCCUCCGUGUGCAGACCUCUUUUUCUGCUUUGUUACCUCAACCUCUAGGUACCGAGGAAAUGUAAACAUGGUGCUUCUUCUCUCUUCCACAAACCUUGCUCCCUUCCCUUUUAUGCUGGACUGGAAUAAGCUAGUUAAUGUUGGGUGUAUUAACAAUUUGAAUGAUGGGUAAGUUUUGGCUCUACCUCAGUAAUGGCAUUAUAGGAAUGAACUCCAUGGGGCACCAAUGUCCCUGUCACUGUUUCUUAAGAUACUCUGGCUUCUGGACACGUACCAAGCUGCCUUAAUACUGAGUCAGCCCAUUGGUCUACCAAGAUCAACACUGUCUUCUCCGCCCAGCAGUGGCUCUUCAGGUCUCGCGUGCAGAUUGUCACCAUCAGCUGUUUCCUGAUCCUUUUAACCAGAGACGCUGGGGAUUGAACCUGGUACCUCCUUCCUGCCAACCAGAUGCACUACUACUGAGACGUGGCCCUUUUUGUCUUUCCUGCUGGACUCAAUUGCUGCUUUGAGAAUAGUAAAUAUUUGUAUUUGUAUGACCUGGAUAGCUCAGGUGAGCCUGAUCUCAUCAGAUCUCAGAAGCUAAGCAGGUUUGGCCUUGGGUAGUAAUUGGAUGGGAGACCUCCAAUGAGGACCAGGACUGCAGAGGCAGGCAAUGGCAAACCACCUCUGCUAGUCUCUUGCCAUGAAAACCCCACCAGGGGUCGCCAUAAGUCAGCUGUGACUUGAGGGCACUCCACACCACCAUUUGCACUGAAGACAGUCAUAACUGUGUUCUAAUCCUAUGCAACACAUUGAAGCGCUGUAGCAUUUGAAGCAGUACAGGCUACGCAGAAGGACAGGCGCAAAGAUGAAUUGAGCUCUCUGGCAGCAAGGGAAAGACUAGCAAACUGGGGGAAGAGAAGAAACUAAAGCAUUUGGAAAGCCCAUCUGGAUGCAUAGAACAUGCAAGUCUCUGUUGACCGAGACCAGUUCAUUCCGUGAUAAAUAUCAAGGACAUGCCAACCUGUGCCUUUUCAUUAAGCAAGAUACACCAGUAUGCUUUGAAGCAAUAUAGGACAGGAGGUCAGUGGGGAAGGGCAGCCUAUCUGUGGGGCUAAGCUACAGAAUAGAGAAAAACAAGUAUAAAUUGAAGACUACAGGCCACACUAGACAUUUGCUUUUUUUUUUUUCUAAAGAGAGCAGGCUCCAGGGAAUCCUGCAGCCAUAUACAGCAGGAUGCAAGAAAUGGCUAUUAAAAAACGAGAGCCCAAAUGAACUAGGAAUGCUGCUGUGGCUUCUCCCCCCCCCCCCCCAUCCAUCUUCCCUUGCUUAAACAGUACUCAGGGGAAAGGAGUUGUUUCCCUCGUUUUCUGUGCAUGCAAUGCAGCAAAACCAGGACCGCCCCCCCCCCAGCGGCAUUCUGAGCCCCUUUGGACUCUCCUUUAUUUUUUAAUAGCCAUCAAAAGUUGGGGUGUUGCUAAAUGUCAAAAACUCUUUUGAGCCGGCAGCGUACUUGGCCUCUGUGGAAGCAAAUAGUCUUAGAAAGGUGUUUGCCCUAGCUAGGUGCUCCGCUCUCCCAUCUGUGAUUAUUGAAGGCAGGUAUAAUAAAAUCCCCUACCUGGAAAGGACGUGCUCAUCUCCCCUAGGAGAGGUCAAGUCUAUAGAGCAUAUGUUCUUUAGCUGUCCGUUACCCCACUACUUGAUACGAUCCCUAGUCAUUAUGACCACCAAUAAAGCAAGGCUUCACUGGUUAUCUGAUAUAAAUGUUACAAUUACAUGUCAAGUUGCUAAAUUCUGUGCACUGAUUCUCAAACUACAGGACUUGCAUCUUAAAAAUUUGUAAUUCUCUUUUUAAUUGUAUCUUCUCUUUGCUUAAUUUGCAUGCUGGUCUUAGGACUGUAAUAAAACUGAUGAUAAUGAACAGCCAUUUCCUGCAGCUGCUGUGUGGCUGCAUGGAACCUGGAUCCAACUCUUUAAAAAACGGAACUAUAGCUUGGCCUUAAAUAAGUUCCUAACUUGACGCUGAUGGAAUCUAGAACCCAAACUCUGACCAAGGGGUCCCCUAAUCUUGUUGAACCUGUGUGGAUUUUUGGAAUUAUUGGAACUGGUACUGGGCACCACAAUAAAAUGGCUGCCACAGACCAAUUACUAAAACUUGUGAGGUUGCAAGCCAAACAUCUCCCACUCUUACAAUGGAGUCAGCUGUUUCCGAAGAUACAAGGGCUUCUUCUGAAACAUCCCUUGCUCCAGUAAGAUGGGGGAAAGCCAGGACUGGCUGUUAGUUUUGAGAAAGAAACAAGCGUGUCAUGUCUGUUGCCCACUGUCCCUCUAUAUUGUUAUUUAGAUUAUGGUAUGUUGCAGUAGCCUCUUGCACCUGCUCCCUGUUGCUUUCCAGAUUCCGAGACGAGCGAGCCCUGAUCUCGGAUGGCUCGCCACAGCGGCCUUGCGACAGCUCCUUCCAUCCCACUACUGAUUGUGUUCGGCCAGGAGAGCCGGAGGGGUGGGGGGAACAUGCGAAAGGGUUGAUAUAAUGUGACUUGUGCUCACUGCGUCAUUCUUAACAAGAGACCUGUGUACAGCCAGACGCCUUUAAUUGCUUCUGUGUAACCUAUGGACCUGUGUAUCGAGAAGCUUGUGAUAUCUCAAUAAAGACCU
This is a messenger RNA of Eublepharis macularius, 4009 nucleotides long. RefSeq names its product deoxyribonuclease 2, lysosomal (gene DNASE2). Bases 234 to 1361 code for a protein of 375 amino acids. Gene Ontology annotation, biological process: apoptotic DNA fragmentation. Lineage: Eukaryota; Metazoa; Chordata; Lepidosauria; Squamata; Eublepharidae. The record is from RefSeq and is a predicted model, not a curated record. The transcript is spliced from 7 exons. Gene Ontology annotation, molecular function: deoxyribonuclease II activity.